Dentiscutata erythropus is the source of this 199-nucleotide messenger RNA. The record is from the annotation of a GenBank genome assembly. NCBI's taxonomy places the organism in Eukaryota, Fungi, Glomeromycota, Glomeromycetes, Diversisporales, Gigasporaceae.
UAUCCAAACAGAUACUACCUCUUACUUCUAAAUCUGGUUCAAACUCAGCAACCCAAAUCUCUUCUUCGCAGAACGAAGUUCAAGAGGGGGUUAAAGACCAAGUAAUUGUUCAAGAUCUGGGAGCCAGUUCAGGCCCAGCAACCCAAGCAUAUAGAGAAAAAAUAACCUCGCAGAAUGAUAUAGUAUUUGUAGAAAAAAU